UCAUCGCUCCCUUCACUGAAUCAGCCGAGGCCCCCACCCCACUCUGGGUUAAGCAUAGCAAGUCCUCUGCCUUCAGGAAACCAAUGCGGGCCUGGGUCCACUCAGCUCCUGUCCUCCUGUCUACUGCUGUGCAGAGAAUGUGGAUCAACUACUCCUCACUUACCGGCAUACGUCUUUGCAGAGUUUGAUGGGGCGCCGGGCGGAUGACAGCGGGAACGGUUGUGAUCACUGGCGGAAUCCUAGCUACAGUGAUCCUCCUCUGUAUCAUUGCUGUCCUGUGCUACUGUAGGCUCCAGUAUUACUGCUGCAAGAAGGGCACAGAUGACGAGGAUGCUGAAGAGGAAGAGGAAGAGGAGGAACAUGACCUUUCCAUCCAUCCCCGAGCCCCCACCUGCAAUGCCUGCAGCACCCAAGUCCUGGAUGGCAGAGGCAACCUGGCACCUCUCACCAGCGAGUCCUGCAGCCAGCCGUGUGGGGUGGCCAGCCACUAUACCACUUGCUCCCCUUACCGCACCCCCUUUUACAUACGGACAGCUGACAUGGUGCCCAAUGGGGGUGGAGGCGAGAGGCUCUCCUUUGCCCCUACACACUUCAAAGAGGGGGGAACUCCGUCCCUCAAAUUGGCUGCACCCCAGAGUUACCCGGUGACUUGGCCAAGUUCUGGGCAUGAGGCCUUCACCAAUCCAAGGGCUAUUAGUACAGAUGUGUAAUCCUUUCACCCUGAUCUGCACACACCCAACACUGCUGUCCCAGCAGGAGCAAUGGAGUGGUGGAGGGGACCCUCCAAUACACCACCACCACCCCGGAACCAUUUCAGUUUUUCUGGCUUCCAUAGCAGAGGUUCAAUACGAUGUAAACUAUUAAAUGUGUGAGGACCAGGGCAGGACCUGUCUCCAGCCCUGUGGCCCAGAGGUGGGGACCUGAUAAGUCUGCAAUGUCACCAGUUUCUCUCUGGGGAUUUUCUCUCUGACAGUGAAGCUCUAUAUGCCCCCUUCCAAUCAGCCCAAACCCUUUGCUUUCAUGGACUGCAUAAAGAUGCACCAGGGAAAGCUAAGCAAAGGUUAGGAAGGCUUCCAGAGACCGAGGGACGUGAGGUGGACAUACCUAGAAGAAACGGACACUAAGGGAACCGUGAGGACUAGACAUCCCAGAACUGACAGGAGAGAGGAAAAGGUGUUAACAGAGCCCCUUGGAGUUUGCUUGCUGGAAUGCACUCGUGAGUUUAUACUCUGUUUUUUACUUGGGUUGUCUGCUCUGAUAGGGAUAUUGAGUUCUGGAAACACCACAUCUGCUAUCUAGUCCCUCCUCACGAAACACAUCAAACUGAUGCUAAGUCCUACAGCACAUGGCUGCUUAUGGGGACAAUAGCAAGAGGAGUCUGUAACUUUGUCUCCUCUUCAAGUCCUUUCUUACUCCCCCUGCUAGAGAAACUUUUCCAGGUUUUAAUCACUAUAGUUCUAGAAGCCCAGUGAACAGAUAGAUCUCACUGAUUGUCCCUAUUCCUCCAUGCUUAGUCACAUAUGUAGACUCACCCCCCCCCCCAGGGUAUGUGGAUGCCUAUUGCUGGAGUUGGGGCGGUUCCCACUCCUAGUCAUCACUACCAACAGCCAAAUGGCUUUGACUCCUUCAGGAGUUGCAGAGCAGAAAGGUCCAGGGUACCAACAAGUAAGAAAAAUCUGACCCUCUAGCAACUGGACCCAAAAGCAUUUAAAGUGGCCAGUCUCCAUGGCAACCAGAAGAAGGGACAGUUAAGUUCCCACACACCUGCAUAAGCUCCUCUAAGAGGCUGGUGCAUCCCAAGAGCAUCCAUCUGUGAUGUGACAUUAUGAACAGGACCAUUUUAUCCCAUCAGGGGCUGUGGCCUUCUCUUCUGAGUUCUGGGGUGUGGGGGGGGGUUCUCCUGAAGAUUGGCUGUGUCUUGGUAAUUAGAUUCUAAGCUUACUUGCCCUCCUUUGGCCUCUUACUCUCCAGUCUCACGACGAUAAGCUAUUUUGCUGUCUUACUCUAGUCUCAAGUCCCAUCACCUCCCACUUUUCAUCUAGCAGUGGCCUUAUGGGUUUUUGUUAUUGUUUGUUUGUUUUGCUUUGCUUAGUUUAGUUUUAGUUUUUUUUUUUUUUUUUAAGUAAGUAUUGUCUAUAAGUUCUCCAGUUACCUCUGUGGUUCAAGGGUCACUCUCCCACUUCUAAGCGUGUAAUUAAUGCCUGCAUAUUCAAGAGACACAGAAUCCUAUGAGGGGUGGGCUGGUUGUUCUCCUGAAAUUUUGUUGGUUGGUUGCUUGGUUGGUCAGUCCGACAAAGAGCAGGAUGCACCUCACAUCUCCAACUGUAAAUAGCGAGCACAGGGUUAAGAAGCAGAAGACACUCUGCUCACAUUCUGUCCACUCCUUAGCCCCGGGCACCAGUCAGCUGUCUUCACUGAGACAUCUGUUGUUCUCCAGGAAAGCAAAGCUUUGCCUAGACCGGACUCUAAAUAUCCCUUAAUAUUUCACAAAUCCAAGACUUCUUAGACCUGCUAGUCAGACUUUCCUCUUGCCUUCAUCCUAACCAGGGCUGUGUGGACUUUCCAGCUGACUGAUUCUGGGUUCAGGGACAUUUGUUGUGGGCUGGAACCCUCAAAAGGGGUGCUGGGAGGAACUCAGACAAUUAGAAGACAAAAUCAUCUCAAUUGUUGGUGAGAAGCAAACAAGUCGGAUUAAGGCUCAGUGGACAGAGCUCUUGCCAGGUCUGCACAAAGCCCAGGGCUCAGUCUCCAGCACUGCAUAAAACCCAGCAUGGUGGGCACACCUCUAAUACUCGGGAGGUAGAGGGAGGAAGGUAGGGUUGUUCAAGGUCAUCCUUGGCUACAUAAGAAGUUCAAGGUCAACCUGGGCUACCUUAGACACGCCCCCCUCAAAAAACAACAACAAAACAGUUGUUCAACCUCCUACUGAGCAAUCUCAAAAGGCCAGCACCUACUGGAAGCCACAGCAGGAGGGCUGGCAAUCUCCCUCUCCCGGUGCAGAGCCAUAACUCUGCAGCUCCUGUGCACCCAGUCCCACCAUCUGCUGCUCAUCCUGGGCCAUGUGCAGCCCCUUGACUUGCUGCUGGGCCUGGCAGCUCUCCCCACUUCCUCACCACCAGCCCAGUGCCUUGCUCUCCUGUGGUCCUACAGCUUCACACUAGAUAACAAUGCUGUCAUAUCAUACCAAUGCCUUUGGGUAAACCAAGAGAACCCAGCCAACUGUAAGCCACUUUUAUACUAGGGGCUCUGGGUAUAAAGCACUCUUUGCCUUUGUGUCUCCUGUAGCUUUCUCAGCCACAAGUCAAAAUCUGGAUCCCAGGUGUCAGAGGGGAGGGGGAACACACACGGCCCUUCAGCCCACAUCGUUCAAGGCACAUGCUCCACCCUAGGCUGCAGGUCACCUGCCCCCCUGACUCUUCACUGUCACAUCGUAAGCUCCAUCCUGAGGACGAGAAGGUUCACCCAACUCGGCUAUUCUGUCCCUUUAGCCGUUGAGUCUGUACCAUGAGACACAAUUUGUACACUCUUCAAACUGAACCCUAAACAGGCAGAGGAGGAAUCGGGGGCCCAGGGAACAGCCAGUCCUCUUCAUCCUUCUCCACACCACUCCACUUCUCCUGCUGCAGAUUUCUUGUCUUGUUGUAACUUUGAUAACUUGGAACACAACCAAGCGAAUGUCAAAAUAAAGGAGAAAUUUUAAGU
Messenger RNA from Arvicanthis niloticus (Nile rat), 3702 nucleotides. Its product is annotated as protein FAM163A. The record is from RefSeq and is a predicted model, not a curated record. Lineage: Eukaryota; Metazoa; Chordata; Mammalia; Rodentia; Muridae.